AUGUCCAAUGUCAUGUUCACCAACGCCGUCUACUUCCCCAACUACAGAAUAUACCAGGGCGACACACCGGGGAUGCUCAACUACAGUUGCAUCAACCAUGUUUACUAUGCGUAUGCCAGUGUUUCAGCCGAUGGUGGUGUUUUUUUAAGUGAUGAAUGGGCGGAUGCUGGAGCGCCUGUCGACGGUGUACAAGGCGGGCUGGGCUCCCUGAUGCAUCUCAAACAGAAGCAUCCUCACCUUAGAGUGGUUUUGUCUGUUGGAGGCGGCAAUUCGUCAGAGGUUUUCCCCCUAGUGGCCUCUAACACGCUGCUGCGUGACAACUUUGCCCGGUCCGCGAGGGGCCUCGUUGAAGCCUCUGGCCUGGAUGGAAUCGACAUUGCCUGGGAAUACCCGUGCGAUGCGCAGCAAGGCUACGACUUUCUUGCGCUGCUGGCGGCCAUCCGUAUUCAUCUCCCUGAGGAGCACUACAUUCUCACGGCGGCGCUGCCCGCCAACAAGGCCAUCCUGCAGUUUCUCGACCUGAAGCUGGUGACCGAGUACCUGGAUUUCAUCAACCUGAUGGCGUACGAUUUCUUUGGCAGCUGGACACCAAAGGCAGGCCACCACUCACAACUGUACGCCAUGAACAAGGAGGAGACCUCAGGAUCAGCGGGGGUUUCAUAUCUCAUGUCCAAAGGGUUCCCGCCAAAGAAGAUCCUGCUGGGCAUCCCAACAUUUGGGCGAAGCUUUCUCCACUGCUCGGGGGCUGGGCACAAGUUCAAGGGCGUCGGAGGCGCUGAGGAUGGCACCUUUGAGUACAACCAGCUCCCACGCAAGGGCUGCAAGGAGGUUGUCGACAAGCGCCAUGUGGCAGCGCAGUGCGUGGGCGCAGACGGUGGAUUCGUGACGUACGACAACCCAGACACGGUCAAGAUCAAGGCUGGAUUUUGCAAGCAAAAGGGACUAGGGGGUCUCUUUUACUGGAACGGCCCGGCCGACGCCAAAGAAAAGUCGAGAAGCCUAAUUGCGGCUGGCUUCCGCGCCUUGCACUCUUCGUGA
Messenger RNA from Fusarium vanettenii 77-13-4, 1038 nucleotides. RefSeq names its product glycoside hydrolase family 18. The record is from RefSeq and is a predicted model, not a curated record. The coding region runs from base 1 to 1038 and encodes 345 amino acids. Gene Ontology annotation, cellular component: extracellular region. Gene Ontology annotation, molecular function: chitinase activity; chitin binding. Gene Ontology annotation, biological process: carbohydrate metabolic process; chitin catabolic process. The transcript has 4 exons. NCBI's taxonomy places the organism in Eukaryota, Fungi, Ascomycota, Sordariomycetes, Hypocreales, Nectriaceae.